Clupea harengus (Atlantic herring) is the source of this 3399-nucleotide messenger RNA. It is a transcript of the gene lhx6a, whose product is annotated as LIM homeobox 6a. NCBI's taxonomy places the organism in Eukaryota, Metazoa, Chordata, Actinopteri, Clupeiformes, Clupeidae. Gene Ontology annotation, cellular component: nucleus. The record is from RefSeq and is a predicted model, not a curated record. Gene Ontology annotation, molecular function: RNA polymerase II transcription regulatory region sequence-specific DNA binding; DNA-binding transcription factor activity, RNA polymerase II-specific. Gene Ontology annotation, biological process: regulation of transcription by RNA polymerase II; neuron differentiation; forebrain neuron development.
AUGGAAGCUCCACCCAAUGCAGGUUCAUGGAGUCUUCAAACAUCUCGAGAUUAGAAUCCUCAAAAACGAGUCGAUACCUGUGAGUGUAAUUCUUCUGAGGGUUGGAUGAUCAUCACCAGAUAAAAAAUGAAUGAGUGAGAAACUGUUGCAAUGACCACAGGAUUAGAAUAGAACUCUGGGACAAAUCCAUCAAUCCACUCUCGGCUGCAAAUGUUGUAGCUUUUAACAUUAAAUCAACCCGAUUUAAAUGAGUGUCUUUGCUAUUACUCGAUAUACUCUAAUUGUCAAUAGUUAAGACAAACUUAGAAAUGACCUAUUAUUAUUAUUAUUAUUAUUAUUUUAAAUUGAGAAUUAAUUCUAUUUCAAACUCAUUUUCAUACGUCUCAUUUCUAGGCUAUCAACCGCUCAGGACAUUUGCCUAAUAAUGCAUUUCUAAUAGAAUACAUUUACUGCAUUUACUGCAAACUACUCCAUUGUUUAGAGAAAUGUGACAAAAUAACAGCCUUUAUUUAGUCGUCCACUACUGCCCCACGACAUGUGCUGUUUAUGAUCUGUCCUAUACGUCGGUCUUUAAAUAUCAUGUAGGCUACUUACGUAUGAGCCAUAAAAUAACCUGAAAUUAGGCUAUAACUAUAAUUUAGUCUUUCAUACCCAAAUCACAUUUUGGGAAACGUUGGUUUAAAAACACAUCCAUUGCUCAUAAAUUAACCAAUGUAGGUCUAAACAGGGAUUUCUCAACGCGAAAUGUUCCCUUAAAGCACCAAUUAAACGGACUUCAUAAUUGUCUGCUAUUGACCAUAGGUUCAAACAUUCACAUGUGGCCCUGUUUUGGUGUGUUAAUCGAAAAACAAACAGUGACCUGAUUGACUUUUAUAUUAAUCACCGUUAGUAAUAUUUAACACACAUGUUGUGCAAUGUGAGCUUUUUCUGUCUUUUGUGUUCUAUUCAAAUCAUUAAAGUCUACUUUGCAACACUACAAGAACCGUGCUGAUGGAAAAGCUAAGCAUUGGCGGCCAAUAUUUAGAGGUAACCUACCACAAGCUAAUUGGGUGGAUUAUAAUUACAAGCAUGUUAAUAAAUGGCAUUAUAAUUAGAAAAUAUAAUCACAUAAUUAGUAGAGAAAUAAUUGAAUGGGCUACCAUGUACCGCUCUCGACAUGUGUUCAUAUUUAUUAUUUAAACAAGAAACAUUUCGGAAGGAAUUGAUUGGAUUUAGGCCUAAUGCGGCCUUAAUUAUCUAGACUUUAGUUAUAGGAAAACAUCUAGACAUUGGCCACAUCGUUAAAGCUUCCAGCUGAUGCAAACAGGCACAAUUGACAGUCUGCGUGGCAGAUACUGACGUAUAUUUGAGUGGUUUAUUAAAAACUAUGCUAUUCCUUUAUUUGCAAACGUGAUUUCUGUACUAUUUUGUUGAAAAGUAUAUGGCAGACUUGCUGUCAAUCCCUUUCAGUUUGUCGAACCACACCAUUCCGCUUUGUGAGAUUUAUUUAUAUGCGAAGUCUUUCCGUAAUUUCAUAAAUCCAAAUAUAGCAUCGUUUUUCAGCCUUUCGUAUUAUCCCUCCCCUGUAGAUAAUUCCACUCCUUGGCAUAUAAAACAUGUGAAUUCAAGGACAGGCCCACGCUGGAAAGCUGUAUUAUAUCUUCAGAUACCGUGUGGCACACCUCCAUAUUGAAGUCCUUACUCUAGCUGUUGAAGCCGUAACCGUAAGCCAGUGCCUCGUGCAAUAAGUUUGCCCUCCCCCUGAUCGCGGGGCGCGCGACUGAACUUUCACUACAGUUGCGCAGAGGGAAGGUAGGCAACGUCCUGACCGACUCACGCUCCUAUGAGCAGAUUGGGAGCAGACCUGCCAGCCCCUCAAUUUCAUCUACUUCCUGUAGUCAGCAAUUCCAUCCCAAAAGAGGGAAAAAAGUGGAAGGAAGAAUUUGACUAACAGUUCUAAAUAAGGCGCCCCGAGGAACAGCAUACAUUUGGCCGUCUUCGCCUCUACUCAUACCAGUCCAGCAGUGUUUAUGGCGGAGUAUCUCAUUUUUAAUAUCGAGUAAAUACCUAGAGGGUUACCGUACUUGACAUAGAAUACGAAAGCGAGAUUCGUGUUCCAAAGUAACCUCGUAUCUUAACACGAAGAUGCUUCGUGCGGAGGAUUACUCAUGGUGGUUUUCGUGAGUAAAUGAGUAGCGUCGCGUGUAAGGGAGUCGACUUGAACUUUUCAUAAACUACAAUACCUUAAGCGACUAUCGUUUUUACUGGGCCUUUUUCAUGUAUUGGAAAAAUGAGAUUUUGGCCCCUCUAUCAGAGGGAAAUCAAUUUCUAUCCGAAGGAAUUCCCACUAAACAGGUGAUUUCUCCAGACUCGCAGACUACACCGAGAUCAACACGCUGUGUGGAUUCCAAACAGGGACACACAAUGUCGCACUCAGACGGAGAAUCGCACAGAUCGAACAUGGAAAAAGAUGACCCACGUUCUUCCCCGAGUCCUCCGUCAACGCCGUCCGUCUGCUCGCCCAUAUCAUCCGUCUCCUCCGUGCCGUCCACGGGGAAGAACGUGUGCGCAAGCUGCGGGCUGGAGAUUCUAGACAGAUAUCUGCUCAAGGUGAAUAACUUAAUUUGGCAUGUAAGGUGUCUGGAAUGUUCCGUCUGCAGGACGUCAUUGCGUCAACACAGCAGCUGCUACAUCAAAAAUAAAGAAAUCUUCUGUAAAAUGGAUUAUUUCAGUAGGUUUGGUACGAAGUGUGCCCGGUGCGGUCGUCAGAUCUAUGCCAGCGACUGGGUGAGGCGUGCCAGGGGCAAUGCCUACCACCUGGCCUGCUUCGCCUGCUUCUCCUGCAAGAGGCAGCUGUCCACCGGGGAGGAGUUUGGCCUGGUGGAGGAGAAGGUGCUCUGUCGAAUCCACUACGACACCAUGGUGGAGAACCUGAAGCGGGCCGCAGAGACCGGCAGCGGACUCACUCUGGAAGGCAGGGCGGUACCGUCUGAACAGGACAGCCAAGCGAAGCCCGCCAAAAGAGCACGAACAUCUUUCACAGCAGAGCAACUUCAGGGUGGAGUGAUGCAGGCUCAGUUUGCACAGGACAACAACCCUGACGCCCAGACCCUUCAGAAGCUGGCAGACAUGACGGGGCUCAGCCGACGCGUCAUACAGGUUUGGUUUCAAAACUGCAGAGCAAGACAUAAAAAGCACACCCCCCAGCACGGUGGGCCCCCCCAGGGUCACCCGCAGGCUCGGAUGCCCCCGUCCAUGCCUGACGACCUGCACUACUCCCCCUUCGGAAGCCCAGAGAGAGCACGCAUGGUGGCUCUGCACGGAUACAUAGAGAGUGAGUGGAAGUGGUUUUACACACCAAACCCCCCUGUUGAUUGCAUUUUGCGCUACCCUGCCUAUUUUGGGGGGAGAUCUUUUUGA